Molecule: messenger RNA, 7662 nt
Organism: Porites lobata
Lineage: Eukaryota; Metazoa; Cnidaria; Anthozoa; Scleractinia; Poritidae
Source: the annotation of a GenBank genome assembly
AUGGUUCUUCAACAGAAGUACCAACAGUUUACAUUUAUGUUCACUUACUGUUAUUUAUUGUCAUAUUUGCAUGUUCUUUGUAGGCUUGCUAUGGUGACACCAGUGUUCCAGCAUUACAUGUUACUCUUCUUGGUGGUGAGUGGGGUUCAUCUGCUGGUGGGUUAUCAACCAUAAACAGAGAGCUUGCUAUUCACCUUUCAAAUCAUUCAGCGGUGAAGAUUUCUUUACUAGUCCCAGAGGGAGCUUGCAACACUGAAGAAAUUAGAGAAGCAGAUGGCUAUGGAAUCACUAUUGUUGAGGCGAAGGAACGUGCAGCAUAUGAUCGUCUUGAUUGGUUGAGCAACCCACCCCAGGACCACUUCAUGGACAUCGUUGUUGGCCAUGGUGUUAAACUUGGUCGGCAAGUACAAUUCAUUAGAGAUUCUGCCCAAUUUUCAAACUGUAAGUGGGUACAAGUGGUUCACACUGCUCCAGAGGACCUGAGCAGUUUCAAAUCCUACAGUGAUCCCAUUUCAAAAGGUGAAACAAAACACGAAUCAGAAGUUGAGCUUUGCAAACUUGCUGACCUUAUUGUGCCUGUGGGACCCAGACUAAAAGAAGCAUACUCUUCAUAUUUACAGCGAUAUAAGACAGAGCAAGACCUUUUGUCCAUUACUCCAGGCCUUUUUGAAAGGGAGUUUGGGGAUUUAGUGGUGAAACAAGACCCUAAUGAGGAUGGUGAAUUUAAAGUGUUGUUAUUUGGUCGUGGGGAUGAUGAGGACUUUGAACUCAAAGGUUACAACAUUGCUGCUUACGCAUUUACUGAUCAACGGUUAAAUAACAAACCAUAUCGUCUAAUCUUUGUUGGAGCACCUGAAGGAAAGCAAGAAGAAGUUAGAGAAAAACUUCUUCAGUGUGGUAUUGUGGAAGCGCAGUUGACUGUUAGAAAAUUUGUACAAAGUAGAGAGAGACUGAAAGAUUUGCUUUGCGAAGCUGACAUUGCCAUAAUGCCGUCAAAAUCAGAGGGAUUUGGGCUCGUAGCACUUGAGGCCUUGUCUGCGGGACUACCAAUUCUUGUAGGCAGUAGGUCAGGAUUUGCCAAAGCAUUAGAGAAUGUUCCUCAUGGUAAUGCUAGCAUCGUGAAUUCAGAUGAUCCUGCAGAAUGGGCAAAAGCAAUAGAAGCUGUUCGUUUAAGGCAUGGAAUGAGGCUUCAAGAGAUUAAAUCACUGAGAGCAUCUUAUGGAGAGACGUACAGUUGGAAGGAGCAAUGUGAAGCCCUUGUGAACAGAAUGCGGAGAAUGGGUCAUGGUAAGAGUUAUUUGUUAAGUGCUGAUAGUAUUCAUGUGGUACCAGACAUCACACUAAUAUAGUUGUUGUGGCACAAUAUAAUAUGUAAAUGUAAGAGUGCAGUGCACUCACAAGCACUGAAUGCAUUUUGUUCUUUGAUCACAUUGUCAAGUGUACACGCAGGUUCUAUAAGAUUUUCUCCACAAAUUUAGUACACCAACAUAAUCCCAGAAUAUUUAAUCAUUUUACUGAUAGCUAGAUAAAUAUGGCCAAGACAUAUAAAAUAAUGUACGUACCUCAGUCUUUACAUCCCUUACCUAAUAGAUUCAGUUACUUUCCUAAGAAAUCAGGCAUCUUCAAAUCUUUAACGGUGGUGGGGCAGCAUGUAGCCAUAUUUGAACUUCAGCAGGGUGCAAAGAAAGUCAGUUUUAUAGCCUGCCAUUCAGGCAAGCUGUAGCUAGCUUGUACUAGCCCACAAGUCAUUUCAACUAACCCUAAAACCCUUAUUGAUUGGCAAGUCUUCUGUAAUUUGAAUUUCCUAAAAAAAACAGCCCACUGGGCAAGUUAAGAACAAGAAUCACGAGCCCGGUACCAAAAUCCACGAGCCCUGAGCUAUCGGACACAACUUUCUUUGCACGCUGUUCAGUGUUAUUUUUAAACUUCCACCGAAGGAAAACAUACAAAGACAGUCAGUUUUGUGUUGGGAAGUCAGACAAACAUGCAAAUUAAAUUGGCUACUUGAAAUUUUGGUAGGGCUACUUUCCUUUAUAAUAAUGUAGUUCAAAUCUUGAUAGAGCUGACUGUAUAACCAUGUAGGAUUUACUACCCUUUUGAAAUGUAAUCUUAAAAUGGAUCUAUAGUACUUUAAAAAGUUAUGAUGUUUUUACCAUCAAAUUUACUCUGAAUUCCUCAAUUUUUUCCUCUUGAGCUUAAAUGUUUUGUGCACACCUUUUAAAGUUGUGUUGGAAGUUGUCAAUGCAUGAAAAGAUCUGUAAUGUGUAGAAUAAGGGUCUCCACUAUGUUUAAGAGUCACAGCUGCUGCAUGUCAGUGUGACCGUCAAAAUUUAUUUUUAGUGUUACAUGGGAUGUGGUUCUACACGAGUGGUUAUGGGUGGUGGAGAUGUCAAUGGGUUACAAAAACGUAUAUUAUUAUACAUUAUUUUGUAAGAAGCUGAUAAUAAAGGCUUGUUCUCACACCAGAUGCUCCUGAUAUACCAAAGGAUGGUUCUGUCACUGAAAAGCUGCCCAUUGCAAAAACACGUGCUUCAGCUUCUGGAUUCUCAGGAGAGCAAUGUCCAGUUGAUGAACAGCCUAAAACUGAGGAUUCAUUCAGAUUAAGUGAAGAAUCUCCGUCAACUUGCCAUACUCCUAGCAUAUCUGGGAUUACUUCUGACCAAGGUAUGGAACUGAAUUACAUUGACAAGGUGCCACACUUUUUUUUAGGUGUUUUAGUGGCUUGUUUUAAUAAACUCUUCAGAAUUUUUUGGCCCAUUUAAAAAGUAACUGUUUUUAUUUUUGUCUCUCUGCUAUUCACCAAUUUCAGAUAGACCAUGCACCUUGUUUACUUUCCAAAAUUUUGCAUAACCAUUGUCUUCAAUUUUUCUUGGGACAAGUGUAAUACCCAGGAGAAAUUAGGGGGUAAACAAGAUGCGUGCAAGAUGUAUGUGAAAAUGGUGAAUAGCUAAGAAUGCUCUGUUUGUGUAAAAGCCUUUUCAAACAAAGAGCUGAGGAGCCUCACUGAGUUUUUUUCUUGAAUAGUAAUAAGAUAAGCAGUAAUUGACUUGUAGUUAAUAUCAGGGGCAUCCAACGAUGGUCUCCUCCUAAAUACACUGAAAACACUUUCUGGGCUAUCCAGAGUACUUUCAGAUACAGUGAAACCUGUAUUAAGGGGACACAUUCGGGGAAUGCUGUAGUGUCCGCUUAAUACAGGGUGUCCGCCUAAUACAGGUUUCGAUAGUUAACGUCAUAAGAGGUGUCAAAUGCCAUUCAAAUGAACAGUGGAAACGCUCAAAAUACUCCCCGAGAGACUAUGAUGAUAUACGUUUGCAUUAAUUUCUUUAAAUCAAAGUGAACCAAUUGAUUGUAGUAUCAUAAACAUAGAUUGCAACUCAAAUUUGAAGAAUUCAGAUGAGUGAAACAAGCUCUAUACAAACAAAACGAAAUAGAAAACAAUACUGUACUGUGAAACCAAUCAAGUCACGUUUUUUAAUGUAAAAAUAAAAAAAAUUGUGGCUAGCAAUUCAAGGCAAUCUUUUGCAUUUUCGGUGUCUGGCAUGUUGGGUGGUGGAAUUUAAUUACAAGUGUCCGUUUAUUACAGGUUGGUAACAAUAGAAAUGACACUGUCAGGUACUUUUUAGGUGUCCGCGUACGCUUAAUAGAGGUGUCCGCUUAAUAAAGGUUUCAUUUAAAGUAAAUAAGGGAAAUAAAUUUGGGGACUUCGGCUACUGUCCGCUUAAAAGAGGGUGUCCGCUUCAUACGGUGUCCGCUUAAUACAGGUUUCACUGUAUCUAGAAACGCAUUCUAAGUGGCGCUAUAAACUUUGUAUCUGUUCGGUCAUCCUAGGGGAACUUGAGUCUUUUCGAAAUUACGAGGGAUCCAGUAUUAUUUUCCUGAAAAUAUUAGAUGCAAUUUAACAUAUUACAAAGGAGAAAACUUUUCUGUUUCCUCUUUCCAUCACAUUUUUGAAUCCGAAAAUCUUAGGUUUCCUUUUUUCUAUGAAAAAUAGCCUAACCUGGAGAGUGAAAUGUGAAAAAUUAAACUUCAGAAGGUCGUAGGGAAUUUAUUAGUUGAGCUUAGAAAACUGUAUAUGAAUGGAGCGGUCGUCUAGAAAUUUUUAGCCGUCCUUAAAUAGUAGAAAAUUCUAGGCAAUAUUUGCUUCUCCGAACAGAUAUUUUACAGAAAAAAGUCGCUGGGUGCCCCUGUAAUAUGCCUUUAAUCAAUAAUUUUCAGAAGCAGCAAACACUAUUAAGAUGUCGAUCACCCCACGUGAUUUAAGUAGUGAACUGGAGGAUGUCGUGGAUAGAAUGUUAAGACAACAACUUGAAGUGUACUUGAAAUACAAUAAAAGAAAAAAGCUUUCUACAGCCAGCGGACUGAGCGACUUCUUUAAGCAUGUAGAAGAUACUUACAACUUAAGUUUAACAUCUGUGGGUGUGGGAUCUUUGGUAAUAAAAGGUCAGUGUCCUGACCUGCAAAGUCUGGAAAGUCUGUGGAAUGAUUAUUGUUCUGGUGUCCUGAAUGAAGCUGCAGAGAGGUUUUUGGUAACUGAUGAUAUGAAGAAAGAAAUAGGCUUAGUGACAAUCAGAUUAAAGACUAUUAUUGAGGAAGAAAGCUAUUUGACUUGCAAGAAAGCUCUUAUGGAAAAGUCAGGUGAGUUGGUUUAGCACAAUUUCUUGGGCAAUUAUCGUUGGACAAGAAAUUGAGAUAAUUCUCUGCUAGUGUUUUAUAGCAAUGUACUCACAAAUAUACAUGCACAUGCAUUAAUAAAGCGGUCAUCUUAGAGACUUCAAUCGAGAUAAUGGAACAAUUCAAUGUAUGGAACCGUUGCCAAUCAGGCUGACCUUUCCUUGUGACGUUUUGUGUUAUGGUUUGUUGCCAUAUCCAAGUACUUAAUACAAUAGUAAAUUUGUUUUACAACAUUGUUAACUAGAUUAUACAUUUUAAAAGUGAAUUUUGCCAAACUGCCCGGCCAAUGACAUUUUGUGUAAAGGUUGGUUGCUUAUGGCAGUGGUACUUGACAGCUAGAAUAAUCAUUGUCGUAAGGUGUUUCACUGCGGGGUGGAUCUUUAACAUGAGAGUAACCUGAGAUCAGGCUCUAUUUUCGAUUCGCUUUGAAAAUUACAUUCCGGCGGGCAAGGCGAAGCGAAAAGAGAGCCUGAUACAAACCUUCUACGGAACGUCUGCCGCCCACUUUUUUGAUUGAUUGACAUUUGCCGAAUCAGCCAACCAAAAUUACUUCCGUUGCUUGUUUUACUAGUAUGCAAAUUUUUCACGCGUGCGAAAAAUGCAGACUGGCUGACUUAAAAAGUAGCUUUUAUCUGUUAAUUUUCUGUUGCCUUUAUAUUUUCCUCAGUAAUUUUCCGCGAUUUUCAGUACAUAAUCUUUAAAAACAAAAGCAAACAGCGAACGAGCGAGGACACCAGUUUUCCUGGUUUAUAUUUUACAAAAAGCGAAGGCAAACAAUCAGUCUGUUACCUUAACCCACCAGCUUUUAUAAUAAUGCCUACAAAAAUUCCUUGAACAGCGAUGCGAUAUUUUUCGUCUAAUACUUCACAGUUGGCGAUUGAGGUUUCUUUCGCAGUGAGCCUCCGCUUGCGUACCCUGUUCAGAGAAGUCACUCCCGGCUAAACUUUCAGAUGAAGCCAGUUUUAAGAUGGACUUCUCUCCGCCGACGACGGAUUAUUCACGAAGACAACCACGCGAGGAAUAAGUGCUUUCAACUUCCGGCGUUUCCGACAGCCAAUCAGUGCUUGAUUUGUUUUCUUGCACUUCUUUCUCGUUCCUUUGUGCUGGUACGCUGUCUCCGAGAGGCAGAUGUUGCUAUUUUUUGCUGGAGGUUUAAUUGGAGUAGACAAACAUCUCUUUCAAAGGGUUUCUCUUCUUCCAUGACUCUACCACUGAAUUAUAUUUUCGUUCUACUACUCGCCAAUGUCGAUGUUAUUCCAAAACAAAAACAACUAAGUACUGUCUAAAACACGAAGGAAAAUCUCAUCCAUGUCAUCCAUGGCAAAACUAAAAGACAGCAGAUCGUAGAUGACGUGUGUUUUAUGCAAAAUGCGUGCAGCUCGUGCAAGGUGAAAUUAUGCUAAUUUCAAUCACCAUCUUCCUUCUUUUUGAUUUUGAAAAAAAAAAUCAUCUUAUACGUCUAUCUGUUUCUUCGAAACGUCAAAAUUAGUUUCCCCUCAGUUUUAACUGUUUACCUUGUUUUGUUUUAAAGAGAAAAACGGAGAAAAAAAUCUUACAACUAACCUCAAUAACUUUUGUUUCGAUGCGGUUGCCGGAUUUGCGACGCAUUGCGCGAAUCGCCAUGGCGCGUUGCACCCGAGAAGCAAAGUUUGAAGCAGUACAACGCCACUAUAUCAAAAUAUAUCAAUCUAAUUUUUUGUUAUGUUAUAUAAAAUUUAUCCCCCUUUAACAUAUGUAAAAAUUGAGGUUAAGAAGUGUUAGUGUUAGCUUUUGCAAACGAAACGGCGAAAGACGAUUAGGUGAUAUUUAUUGGAAGGAGAAGGUAUUCAACACUUUCAAAUUAAACUUAAAUUUUGGCAUUAUACGACCAACAAGUUUGACUUAUAGGCAUACAGACACAAACAUAUGAAACUGUUUGUUGAUAUUGUUAAGAAACGAAUUUAUCUAUUUAACACUGAAGCCUGAAAUUACAGAAAGAAAAUAGGAUUUCCGGUUUGCAAAAAGGAAAAUUUCGCCGGUCUUCAAGCGCACCGGAAGCGCGGAAAGAGCGCUCGCGCCAGUCCUACUCCGCAUCACACAUUAAUGAAGAGCGGAGCGCUCGUUUCACCGCCCAACCUUUAUCCGCCCUGCGUGAGAGAGUUUGUAUCAGGCCCAAUUUUAGCGGUACCCGUUAGAGAGAAUAGGGACCUUAAGAUCCGAGGACGGCGACGGCAGAGAAAACGUCGCUAAAAAGUGAUUUCGCGUCCUUUCAAUCUUCAUCACGAUUAGUCCAAGUCACUACUUUUGUCAAAUGUAGGCGAACCCUCCUAAAGUUGAAUUCCUAAGAACCAUAUCCAAGUUCAGAAAGAGAGAGGAAAUUUCGUCGUCGCUUGUGUACUUCCUCUGCACAUCGUGAAAUUAGGCAUUUUCACGUCGUAGUCGUGCAGUGACGGCAAAGAAAUGUACAAAAAAGCGUGAUGCACGUGCAAAAUUGUUGUUUUGCUAAUUAAACCUAUUGCUGUUAUGGCGUUCCCGUUGCCGUCGCCGUCGUCCGAUCUUAAGGUCCCUAUUGUAUGAGAACCGCUAAAAUUGGGCCUGAUCUCAGGUUAACAUGACAGCAAUAGAGAAUCUUCUGAGCUUCAAAUUACUUCCCUGAAACAGUUUGCACUAAAAGAAGAGAUAAAUUAAUGAUAAUGCAUAUAAUAUUUUAAUUGAAAUAACAUUUAGCAUGUUAUAAAAAAAGAUGUUGUAAGGUUUAGUUCAGCAAGUAAACUAUAUUAUGACCGCAAGAGAGGUGGCUGUUAGUUGAGGUUCACGUUCAUGUGCAGUAAUGCAGUAAUUGUACCUGGCUGUGAGUAUUUUCUGUUAUAGUGCAUUCACAAAAGAUGAAUUCAAGGCGUAUUUUCGUUAUUUUAUUCUGUGUUAGCAAUCAGCCGUAACGUGUCACCUUCCACUGAAUCAGAUCAAGAAGCAGCUUCACCUCUAAUUGACACUAACCCAGAUGAUUCUAAG